CCUUUCAUUGCUAUCGUUGGCAAUUCCCUUGAUUUAUUCCUUUGAUUCCUGCCAUGGUGUGCCCAACUCAUGGAGAGGUCCGAGGCAUGGCUUGUGCCAGAAGUGGAUUUGCUGUUGUCCGGAAAUCCUGGCAACGAAGAUGCAGUAUACCAGCUCCUUUCCGAGGGCAAUACGCUCACACGGUGGGCACGGCGGCCAGCCGAAGCCACUUGUGUGCUAAACGGCUUGGCCAAGUUAAGGCGUACCAUCUUGGCACUUCAAGUCCUGAAGGUCAUGCAGCGUGCCGGUGUGGAGGUGAAUGUUUUCCACUACUCUUCUGCCGCAUCAGCAUGCGAAAAGUCAGGACAGUGGAUGCUGGCCGUUCAAUUGCUGGCCGACAUGAAGGGCGGGAAUGUCCAGCCGAACGUCUUCACCUUUGGCUCUGCGGUGAGCAGCUGCGGGGUGGCCGCCUGCUGGGUGGAGGCUUUGGCACUUCUCGCUAUGGCGGAGGCGGCAGAUGCUGUGAAUGCCUUUGCCUUCAGCGGUGCCAUUGCUGCAUGCAAGAACAGUGGGGAGUGGGAAGCUUGUCUUGGCCUCCUCCAAACCAUGGCGGACAUGAAGGUGCAAAGAGAUGCCGUUUGCAUCAGCAGUGCCAUCAGCGCUUGCGAGAAGCGUGCAAGGUGGCAAGCAGCCAUACACUUGCUGCAGUCAAUGCAGGAGGGUUGGACGAGGCCAAAUCUGGUGGCUGAAAAUGCUGCCCUGAGCGCAUGUGAGAAAGCCAGGCGCUGGCAGCAUGCUUUUGCACUGUUCAGGGAGCUGCCACGGAAGCGCCUCAAAGCCGACAAGAUCAGCUACAACGCGAUGAUCAGCGCCUGUGCCAACUCUGGACACUGGGAGCUAGCUUUAAUGCUGUUGGAGGAGUUGUUGAGGAUGAAACAGCCAGACGCUGUGAGCUACAGCGGGGUGAUUUUGGCCUGUGAGCGAGGGAGCAGAUGGCAUUUGGCAAUGGAGCUCCUCCACCUUAUGAGAGCUGCAGAAAUUCUGAUGGAUGUCAUCAGCUGCGGCAGUGUCAUGAGUGCCCUUGAGCAAGGAGGUGAAUGGCGCUCUACCAUUGCGUUGCUAGCGCAGAUGCCAAGUCGGAUCCUAACACCGAACCCCGUCACCAUCAGUAGUGCAAUCAGUGCAUGUGAUGGAGGAAGUCAGUGGCGUGCAGCCUUGCGACUUUUUCAUGCUACACCUGGGCAAGCAGAUGCCUUCUGCUGCAAUGCGGCCAUGAUGGCUUGCGAGAAGGUCAGCCAGUGGGAGUCAGCUUUGCUGAUGUUCCACUUGAUGCCAUGCUACACAGUGCAGCCAGAUGCUCCGCGGCAAGUGCAAGGGCAAAAGCCAAGCAAUUGAAUGUGCAUGUUGUGUCUCCCUGUUGCAUGCAAGACUUGCAUGUUCCUGCUGACGUUGUCAGCUGCCAGCGGCUUUCACCUCGCUCUUUAGGACUUCAUUAGCUACACCUCUGCCAUGGUUUGCGCUGAUGCGGGUUGCAAAUGGACUCACUUUGCGGCGCACUGCGACCAUGAGUCUUUCCUGUUGAUGAACUUUUUCCAUGCUCAGAGCCGAAAAGGCCAAGGGCAGCAAGGCUCGUCAAAAAAGCUCCGGCUGGACAGCGAUCUCACGGCUCCUCCAACCGCGGGGCUUAACCUCAGAACCACAAUGUGCCAUUCAACUGCAUCAUGGUCGAAUUGUUGGGACGAGCUUGGAAUGAAGUAAUCUUUGGAAUCUUGAGAAAUGCAAUCCAUCCGUGGACUUCAAGGUGCAAGCGCAUGGCUUGCACGCCGUGCAGACUGACCACGUGGAGUUCCACCAGAAGGAGACAGCAAAGUUGACGCUCCGGAUUCGACUCAAACAGA
Molecule: messenger RNA, 1877 nt
Organism: Durusdinium trenchii
Lineage: Eukaryota; Dinophyceae; Suessiales; Symbiodiniaceae
Source: the annotation of a GenBank genome assembly